AGCAGUCAGAUGGCUCAGGUCAGGAGUCUUCGAGCAAAUCCAUGCCAGGUGGGACACAUUUGUCCUGAGUCACCUGUCCAGAGCAGGUGGUGAAUGUUGUGUCCUGCUCAACUAUUGGAGCCUGGGAUCGGACUCAGAGGCUGGCCUCCGUAUGAGAACGGAGCAUCCAUUUCUCAAUCCUUGCCGGCUCUGACCCAGGCCUGGGCCACAGGCUCUCUGAGGUGGUGCUGCAGUCCCUGCUGGGCAGCUGGAGAGAGGAGCGAGGGAGGUGGCAGCCCCGGGGGACGGUGUAUAGGAGGGACUCAUGAAGUGGCAGCUAAGCCUUGUCCAGUGGCCACCCGUCAGCCAAGGGCCAGAGACCAGGAAAGGAAGAAAGGCAACUUCACUUCCCCUUUGAGGAUGGAAUCACACAGCCGCACUGGAAAGAGCAGAAAAUCUGCAAAAUUUCGGUCCAUCUCCAGGUCCCUGAUGCUCUGUAAUGCUAAGACCAGUGACGAUGGUUCUAGCCCUGAUGAGAAAUAUCCUGAUCCCUUUGAGAUCUCCUUGGCCCAGGGCAAGGAGGGAAUUUUCCACUCAUCUGUGCAGCUGGCAGACACGUCGGAGGCUGGGCCAAGCAGCAUUCCUGAUCUAGCACUGGCCUCUGAGGCUGCUCAACUGCAAGGAGCUGGGAGUGAUCGAGGCAAGACCUGUAGGAGGAUAUUCUUCAUGAAGGAAUCUUCCACAGCAUCCUCUCGAGAAAAGCCUGGAAAACUAGAAGCACAAAGUAGUAACUUCCUGUUUCCUAAAGCCUGCCACCAAAGGGCACGCAGCAACUCAACCAGUGUUAAUCCCUAUUGCACGGGAGAAAGUGAUUUUCCAACGACCAAGAAAUCCGCAGCAUCCACAGACAGGCAGCCUUAUUCCCUCUGCAGUAACAGGAAGUCUCUCUCUCAACAGCUGGCCUGUUCAGCAGGAAAGGCUGCGGGCACUUCAAGGCCGACACGGUCCCUGAGCACAGCUCAGCUCGUGCAGCCGUCCGGGGGCCUCCAGGCUUCUGUUAUCUCCAACAUCGUGCUGAUGAAAGGCCAGGCUAAGGGCCUGGGCUUCAGUAUCGUUGGAGGAAAAGACAGCAUUUAUGGCCCCAUUGGGAUUUACGUCAAAACCAUUUUUGCAGGGGGAGCAGCCGCCGCGGAUGGAAGGCUACAGGAAGGUGAUGAAAUUCUGGAGCUCAAUGGCGAAUCAAUGGCUGGACUAACACACCAGGAUGCUUUGCAGAAGUUCAAGCAAGCCAAAAAGGGGCUCCUCACCCUCACCGUGAGAACCCGCCUGAUGGCGCCCCCUUCCCCGUGCAGCCACCUGUCUCCCGCGCUGUGCCGCUCCCUGAGCUCCAGCAGUUGUAUCACCAAGGACAGCAGCUCCUUCGCCUUGGAAAGCCCCUCGGCCCCCGUCAGCACCGCCAAGCCCAAUUACAGAAUCAUGGUGGAGGUUUCUCUGCAGAAAGAGGCUGGCGUGGGCCUGGGCAUCGGCCUGUGCAGUGUGCCCUACUUCCAGUGCAUCUCCGGCAUCUUUGUCCACACGCUGUCUCCGGGAUCCGUGGCGCAUCUGGAUGGACGCCUCCGAUGUGGGGAUGAGCUUGUGGAAAUCAGUGAUUCCCCUGUGCACUGCAUGACACUCAACGAAGUCUACACCAUCCUGAGUCACUGUGAUCCUGGUCCCAUCCCCAUCACCGUCAGCCGACAUCCAGACCCACAGGUCUCUGAACAGCAACUCAAAGAAGCUGUGGCCCAGGCGGCGGAAAACAGCAAGUUUGGAAAGGAGAGGCAUCAGUGGAGUCUGGAAGGUGUCAAAAGGCUGGAAAGCAGUUGGCACGGGCGGCCUACCAUGGAGAAGGAACAAGAGAAGAACUCAGCGCCCCCACAUCGCAGGGCUCAGAAGAUCAUGGUCCGCUCCAGCAGUGACAGCAGCUACAUGUCUGGGUCCCCGGGGGGAAGUCCUGGGGGUGGCAGUGCUGAGAAGCCGUCCUCCGACGUGGACAUCAGCACUCACAGCCCCAGCCUGCCCCUGGCACGGGAGCCAGGGGUGCUUUCUGUAGCAUCCUCCAGGCUGCCCCAGGAGAGCCCGCCCCUCCGAGAGAACCGGGACAGCCACCCUCCGCUGAGACUAAAGAAAUCCUUUGAGAUUUUGGUGAGAAAGCCUACGUCCUCCAAGCCCAAGCCUCCACCCAGAAAAUACUUUAAAAGUGACAGUGACCCUCAGAAGAGUUUGGAAGAGAGAGAGAACUCCUCAUGCGUGUCUGGGCACACCCUGCCCACCUGUGGCCAGGAAGCCAGAGAGCUGCUGCCACUGCUGCUGCCAGAGGAAGACACGGCAGGGAGAAGCCCUAGUGCCUCUGCCAGCUGCCCAGGACCUGGUGUCGGCCCACAGACCACAUCCUCCACAGAGGGCGAACCAGGACAGAGAAGAGCCAGCCCAGUGACCCAAACAUCCCCGAUAAAACACCCGCUGCUUAAGAGGCAGGCUCGGAUGGACUGUAGCUUUGAUACCACAGCCGAAGACCCUUGGGUUAGAAUCUCCGACUGCAUCAAAAACUUAUUUAGCCCCAUCAUGACUGAGAACCAUAGCCACAUGCGUCUCCAGCACAAUGCCAGCCUGAGUGAAGACGAUGGGACACAGGGCCACCCAGAUGGGACCCCACCAAAGCUGGAGACGGCCAAUGGCACUCCCAAAGUUUACAGGCCAACAGACAGCAGCACUGUGAAGAAGGGUCCCCCAGUGGCUCCCAAGCCAGCCUGGUUUCGUCAAAGCUUGAAAGGUUUGAGGAGUCGUGCUUCCGACCCAAGAAGGCCCCCGGAUCCUGCCUUGUCUGCCCAGCCAGCGCCUGCUUCCAGGGAGCACCCAGGACCACACACCCAGGCUUCCUCCUCCUCCUCCUCCUCCAUCAAGCAGAGAAUCAGCUCCUUCGAGACCUUUGGCUCCUCUCAACGGCCUGACAAAGGAGCCCAGAGACUAAGCCUACAGCUCUCCUCUGGGGAGGCAACAAAGCCUGUUGGGAAGCAUGAGGGAGGUCGGCUUCCUGGACUCUGGGGCCGAGGGGCUGCACCCACUCUUGCACCCCAGGAGACUAAGCAAGUGCUGCCCUCGGGGUCUCCUGCAGCCUCCGAGGCCAGAGACCCAGGUGUGUCCGAGUCCCCUCCCCCAGGGCGGCAGCCCGGUGAGAAAACUCUUGCUCCUGGCCCAGACCCGCUCCUAAGGCUACUGUCAACACAGACUGAGGAAUCUCGAGGCCCAGUGCUCAAGAUGCCAAGCCAGCGAGCACGGAGCUUCCCCCUGACCAGGUCCCAGUCUUGUGAGACGAAGCUACUUGAUGAAAAGACCAGCAAACUCUACUCCAUCAGCAACCAAGUGUCAUCAGCUGUCAUGAAAUCCUUGCUGUGCCUCCCGUCUUCUAUCUCCUGGGGCCAGGCUCCCUGCAUCCCCAAGGAAGGGGCAUCUCCAACAUCAUCAUCCAACGAAGACCCAGCUGCAAAUGGUUUGGCUGAAACAUCUGCCUCAGACAUGGGGUUCUCGCUCAACCUUUCAGAGCUGAGAGAAUAUACAGAGGGUCUCACAGAGGCCAAGGAAGCUGAUGAUGGGGACCACUGCUCCCCUCAGUCUGGUCAGUCUGUCAUCUCCCUGCUGAGCUCAGAGGAAUUAAAAAAACUCAUCGAGGAGGUGAAGGACCUGGAUGAAGCAACAUUAAAGCAGUUAGACAGCAUUCACGUCACCAUCUUACACAAGGAGGAAGGUGCUGGUCUUGGGUUCAGCUUGGCAGGAGGAGCAGAUCUAGAAAACAAAGUGAUUACGGUUCACAGAGUGUUUCCAAACGGGCUGGCCUCCCAGGAAGGGACUAUUCAGAAGGGCAGUGAGGUUCUUUCCAUCAACGGCAAGUCUCUCAAGGGGACCACGCACAAUGACGCCCUGGCCAUCCUCCGCCAAGCUCGCGAGCCCAGGCAAGCUGUGAUUGUCACAAGGAAGCCGACUCCAGAGACCGUGCCCGACCUCAACUCCUCCACCGACUCUGCAGCCUCAACCUCUGCAGCCAGUGAUGUUUCUGUAGAUUCUACAGAGGCCACAGUGUGCACGGUGACACUGGAAGAUGUCUGGAGGGCUGGGCUUCAGCCUAGAAGGAGGGAAGGGCUCGCUGCAGGGAGACAAGCCUCUCACCAUUAACAGGAUUUUCAAAGGUAUGGGGUGUGUCUGGUUCCUUGCGUGCUCUCCAGUUGUGGGC
Sapajus apella (tufted capuchin) is the source of this 4246-nucleotide messenger RNA. RefSeq names its product interleukin 16 (gene IL16). The record is from RefSeq and is a predicted model, not a curated record. Gene Ontology annotation, molecular function: cytokine activity; CD4 receptor binding. Gene Ontology annotation, biological process: induction of positive chemotaxis; leukocyte chemotaxis. Lineage: Eukaryota; Metazoa; Chordata; Mammalia; Primates; Cebidae.